AUGUGGAAAGAGCUUCAGUCACUGGGGGAAUCUCACUUCCCAUCAAAGAGUUCAUACAGGGGGAAACCGUAUCACUGCUUGGAAUGUGGGAAGAACUUUAGUCACCGCCAGAAUCUCGCUUCUCAUCAAAGAAUUCAUACAGGGGAGAAACCGUAUCAGUGCUUGGAAUGUGGAAAGAGCUUCAAUCGGAAGGGUCACCUCACUUCCCAUCACAAAAUUCAUACAGGGGAGAAACCCUAUCAGUGCUUGGAAUGUGGGAAGCGCUUCAGUCAGGAGGGGAAUCUCACUUCUCAUCAAAGAAUUCAUACAGGGGAGAAACCCUAUCAGUGCUUGGAAUGUGGAAAGAGCUUUCGUCUGAGUGGUGAUCUCACUUCCCAUCAAAGAAUUCAUACAGGGGAAAAACCCUAUCAGUGCUUGGAAUGUGGAAAGAGCUUCAGUAAGUGGGUGAAUCUCACUUCCCAUCAAAGAAUUCAUACAGGCGAGAAACCCUAUCAGUGCUUGGAUUGUGGAAAGGGCUUCAGUCGGAAGGAAAGUCUUACUACCCAUCAAAGAAUUCAUACAGGGGAGAAACCCUAUCAGUGCUUCGAAUGUGGAAAAGGUUUUUGUCUGAGUGGUCAUCUGACUUCCCAUCAAAGACUUCAUACAGGAGAGAAACCGUAUCACUGCUUGGAAUGUGGAAAGAGCUUUCGUCUGAGUGGUGAUCUGACUUCCCAUCAAAGAGUUCACACAGGGGAAAAACCCUAUCAGUGCUUGGAAUGUGGAAAGAGCUUUCGUCAGAGUGGUGAUCUGACUUCCCAUCAAAGAAUUCAUACAGGGAGAAACCCUAUAUGUGCUUGGAAUGUGGGAAAAGCUUCCGGGAGGGCCACAAGCUCACUUCCCAUCAAAGAAUUCAUACAGGUGAGAAACCCUAUCAGUGCUUUGAAUGUGGAAAGAGCUUCAGUCAAAGUGCCGCACUCUCUUACCAUCACAGAAUUCAUACAGGGGAGAAACCCUAUCAGUGCUCAGAAUGUGGGAAGCGCUUCAGUCAGGAGGGGAAUCUCACUUCUCAUCAAAGAAUUCAUACAGGGGAGAAACCCUAUCAGUGCUCAGAAUGUGAAAAGAGCUUCAGUCGGAAGGAUAGUCUCACUUCCCAUCAAAGAAUCCAUACAAGAGAGAAAACGGUUUAGUGUUUGGAAUGUGGGAAAAGAUUCGUUCAUGGCCCACCAAAUAAUUCAUACGGGGUUGAAAGCAUAUCAGCACACGGAAUGUGUAUAA
Molecule: messenger RNA, 1254 nt
Organism: Podarcis lilfordi (Lilford's wall lizard)
Lineage: Eukaryota; Metazoa; Chordata; Lepidosauria; Squamata; Lacertidae
Source: the annotation of a GenBank genome assembly